ACGGCGGAGAUGUUGGCGUCGUCGCCGCCCGCGGGGGCUGCCAGUGCCGCCAUCUCGGCCUCGGAGAAAGUGGACGGCUUCACCCGGAAAUCGGUGCGCAAGGCGCUGAGGCAGAAGCGCUCGCAGGGCUCGUCGCAGUUCCGCAGCCAGGGCAGCCCCGUGGAGCUGCAGCCCCUGCCCCAACUCAAAGAUGCCACUUCAAAUGAACAACAAGAACUCUUCUGUCAGAAGUUGCAACAGUGUUGUGUACUGUUUGAUUUCAUGGACUCUGUUUCAGACUUGAAGAGCAAAGAAAUUAAGAGAGCAACACUGAAUGAACUGGUUGAGUAUGUUUCAACUAAUCGUGGUGUAAUUGUUGAAUCAGCGUAUUCUGAUAUAGUAAAAAUGAUCAGUGCAAAUAUCUUCCGUACUCUUCCUCCAAGUGAUAAUCCAGAUUUUGAUCCAGAGGAGGAUGAACCCACACUUGAGGCUUCUUGGCCUCACAUACAAUUGGUGUAUGAAUUCUUCUUAAGAUUUUUGGAAAGCCCUGAUUUCCAGCCUAGCAUUGCAAAGCGAUACAUUGAUCAGAAAUUUGUACAACAGCUCCUGGAACUUUUUGAUAGUGAAGAUCCCAGAGAACAUGACUUCCUGAAGACUGUUCUGCACCGAAUUUAUGGGAAAUUUCUUGGAUUAAGAGCAUUCAUCAGAAAACAAAUUAACAACAUUUUCCUCAGGUUUAUAUAUGAAACAGAACAUUUCAAUGGUGUUGCUGAACUCCUGGAAAUAUUAGGAAGUAUUAUCAAUGGCUUUGCAUUGCCACUGAAAGCAGAACAUAAACAAUUUCUAAUGAAGGUUCUUAUUCCUAUGCAUACUGCAAAAGGAUUAGCUUUGUUUCAUGCUCAGUUAGCCUACUGUGUUGUACAGUUCCUGGAGAAAGAUACAACACUAACAGAACCAGUGACCAGAGGAUUGCUGAAAUUUUGGCCAAAAACAUGCAGCCAGAAAGAGGUGAUGUUUUUAGGAGAAAUUGAAGAAAUCUUAGAUGUCAUUGAACCAACACAGUUCAAAAAAAUUGAAGAGCCCCUUUUUAAGCAAAUAUCUAAGUGUGUAUCCAGUUCUCAUUUUCAGGUUGCAGAAAGGGCGUUGUACUCCUGGAAUAAUGAAUAUAUUCUCAGUUUGAUUGAGGAGAAUAUUGAUAAAAUUCUGCCAAUUAUGUUUGGUAGUUUGUACAAAAUCUCCAAGGAACACUGGAAUCCGACCAUCGUAGCACUGGUCUACAAUGUGCUGAAAACCCUAAUGGAAAUGAAUGGCAAGCUUUUCGAUGAUCUUACUAGUUCAUACAAAGCUGAAAGACAAAGAGAGAAAAAGAAGGAAUUGGAACGUGAAGAAUUAUGGAAAAAAUUAGAGGAGCUAAAACUAAAGAAAGCUCUAGAAAACCAGAACAGUGCUUACAACAUGCACAGUAUUCUCAGCAAUACAAGUAAUGAAUAAAGAGAAACAUGCCACCCCUGUGGGAUAGGCACAGUUUUGUACACUUUUUUAAAAAAUGUAAAAAUCAUGAAACCUCAACAGUAUAAUUAAAAGGUCAAUUUUUUUCUGGCAACUGUAAAUGAAAAAAUAUAUGGACUAAACAUAGCCCUGUGCUAUAUCAUGGCCACAGUAUAUUGUAACAUUUGUCUAAUCAUUGAUUUAUUGUGUCACAUCUGAAGUUUCACAGAAAUGAACUUUAUCAUCUAUAAUAUGAGUGAGAUAAUUAUGGGAGUGGUAAGAAUUAUGACUUGAAUUCUAUUUUGAUUGUGUUGCACAUAGAUAUAGUAGUCUGCUCUGUAUAUUUUUCCCUUUUAUAAUGUGCUUUUCACAUUGCUGCAGACCUUAGUUACAUCCUGGGAAAAAAGUAUUUCCUAAAUAAAACUAAGGUAUAAUCCUUACCUUUCCCUUUGUCCCUCUCAGAAAUAUGAUGGGGGGAAUUACCUGCCAAAAGCCUCUCUUCAUUAGAAAUAUUACUGUACCCUGGAAUUGGAGCAAAAAACUUAAAUCUCCAGGCUUUUUAAAGCACAACUUAUAAAUAAAAGCUAGGAAAGUAAACCAAAUUCUUCAGAUUGCUCCUCAUGAUCCCCCUUAUCUGCAACUCCCCAAUGAUGAGCACAGAUUAGUGGGGGCAGCGCAGGUGAACCCGCAGCCUGCCUCCCAGUUCAUUCCUCUUCCUCCCCUUCCCCACGGCUGAAGGCAGGGCCCUUCCAGCCCUCAGCACCUGCCCUCCUCCAGUCCCUCCUGAUGGGGGCUCCGUGUCCCACAGUGUGGUGACACCAAGUGCUCCUUGCCACUGCCUGGCUUUACUUAAAGGAACUGCAGUUGGCUUCUGUAGCGUUCUAAGAAGGUUGACUAUAGGGGUCUUGUAUGUUUUUACUUGGUCAAGUAUUUCUCAUAAAUUUUGUUAUCAGAGUACCAUUCCAAUCUCUUAACUUGCAGUUGUGUGGAAAACUGUUUUGUAAUGAAAGAUCUUCAUUGGGGGAUUGAGCAGCAUUUAAUAAAGUCUAUGUUUGUAUUUUGCCUUA
Molecule: messenger RNA, 2534 nt
Organism: Myotis brandtii (Brandt's bat)
Lineage: Eukaryota; Metazoa; Chordata; Mammalia; Chiroptera; Vespertilionidae
Gene: PPP2R5A
Product: protein phosphatase 2, regulatory subunit B', alpha
Exons: 13
Coding region: 10-1470 (486 amino acids)
Biological process (GO): protein dephosphorylation; signal transduction
Cellular component (GO): protein phosphatase type 2A complex; cytosol; nucleus
Molecular function (GO): protein phosphatase activator activity
Source: RefSeq, a predicted model, not a curated record